UUCUUCUUUGCCUGCCUGUCUGCUAAUCAUUAUUCAUAUCAUCUCAAUGAACUGUCCACCCUAAACCCAAAUCACCCAUCAAAAUGUCCAGCGGGCUUCAUAAAAUCGCCCUUGUCUCAAAUGAAACUCAUAGAAGACCGUGCCGAGCUGGAUUGCGAGGUCAUAGGGAACCCCAUCCCCGAAGUUCAGUGGUGGUUCAUUGAGGGUGAAGAGCCGAUUGAAACGGUCACUCAGCUGUUUGACGGCGCGAGAGAGGAUAGCGUACACAUCAAUGCCACCUAUAUCAACCACGCCACCAGCACACUCAUCCUCACCAACUUAACACUCAACGACACGGGUGUUUAUGAGUGCCGUGCUUCAAACGACCCCGACCGCAAUGACCUCAGGACCCCACCCAAAGUCAAGUGGAUUCGCUCACAAGCGAACAUUAUAGUGUUUGAACAUGCAGCCAUCACGACCAAACCAGAGGUGGUGAACGACCAGAACCAGACCUCUGCAACACUCAGCUGCAACCUUACCAACCCUUUUUCUCCCAUCAAAGGCUACUAUUGGACCCAUAAUGGCAAGACCAUUGACAAGUCAGAGUCAACCACUGGAAAAGCUUUCAUUGAACACGAAAUUAAAAAGAUUGAUUACCACUCUGCUGGACUAUAUGCAUGUGUCUUCCAAACAGAACCUGAGGUUAAUGCGACCAUUGAAGUUAAAGUUAUCCCACAUGUAGUGGCCUACAAACACUCUGAAAAUGCUAAUGAGAAAGACAAGGCUGUCCUAAUAUGUGUGAGCCAUGGAUACCCCCUGCCUACUGACUGGAGUUGGUAUAAGCUCAGUGAAGAUGACAGUGAAAAGGUAAAUAAAGCUUGUUGUAAUAACAUGAGAUUGGUACCUGGGGUGUAUUACAGAAAGUGGGUUUUGUUGGAAUCUGAGUUUGUUAACCCCAGAAAAUGGAAACUCAGUGUUUUCGGUUCCAAUAAAAGACAAAACUUAAACCUCUCGUUAAGUUACCAUAGUAACUUACUCUGUGAACCUAACCUGGUCAGGAGCAGGUUUUCUUCGGUAAACCCAGAGUUUCUUAUUUUAGACUGCUACUAUGAUGACUCAGGAUCUGCACCACUGAAGAGCAAUGCUGCUACAAACCACAAAGACAAAAAUGUCCGGCAAAGGAACUCCAACUGAGAAGGGAGAAAAGGUGUCCUGAUGACUACUGUUGAAGAUAAAUGGAGAAUUGAGUUGCUGAGUAGCACAUUAUAGUGCAUCCUGCGAGUUCUUACCCUUCUGCUUGAGUGUAAACGUCUUGAGAUAAUAAUUGGUCUCCUUUUCCUUUUAUUCCUAUCCAUUUUGUGCUGCCAGCUGAUGUUUUUAAAAUGUGUUUUGGGGGGGAGGGGGGAAACUGCAUGAUUGUAUUCUUGCUGUAGUGUGUGUAUAGUGAAUCUCUUAAUGUGGGAAGGAUUUUUUCCCUCCGUCUUUCUAGUUUCUUUCACUGUUCCUCACGAGUGUACACACCGCAACUUUCCGAAACAUCUACCGAGUGUAAUUGAAUCACCGUUCAGCCGCAUGAGAAUUUAACCAUGUUUAGUGUAUACAAAUAGCUCGCUGAAUCAAGUUUUUAUGACAGCAGUCGUUUCCCUUUCUGUAAGCCUUAAUGUUUAGCCGCUUUAUUGUACAUGCUAGUUUUAAUUAUUGAAAUUUAAAUGAACAACUUUUAUGUGCAGUACUCAUGUCGUCGCUGCACAUUUAAGUGCACUAUUCCAUGUGGAUGGUCAAAUGCCACUUGAUUUUGUCAGGCUAACAAUUUUCUGUUUAAUAAUGUCAAACAAGCUUAUUUUAAAGUUGAUAAUGUAGUUUCUAAUGUUGACUUUUAGGGUUCCUCCUGCCUAACCCUUAAGGACCAAGUGCUAGUACAGUGUGUCAUUUGCUGUUCGCGUAAUUGUUAUAAUUGUUUCCCAAAUUCUAACAUG
This is a messenger RNA of Sinocyclocheilus grahami, 1955 nucleotides long. Its product is annotated as basigin-like. The record is from RefSeq and is a predicted model, not a curated record. The transcript has 8 exons. The annotation marks the transcript as partial. NCBI's taxonomy places the organism in Eukaryota, Metazoa, Chordata, Actinopteri, Cypriniformes, Cyprinidae.